GCCCAGCAGCUCUCAAACAAACAGCCAUGUUGAGUGUCUGAGGCAGAAAUGACUUAAUAUCCCAAUGAAAUAAGGAUAUUUAUCCCCACGACGAGCUGGACAUAAGCGCAUCAGCACUGCGAUCAUCGACCAGCCAUCUAGAGGUGCUUCCAUCUUCUGUGGCCUUCAGCAAGACAGCUUGUGUUUUCCCAUCUGAUUUUUAAUUCGCAGCAUAGUAAACGCAGUGUCAAACUGUGUGUCAUGUCAGGACCUGUGCCGAGUCGUGCCAGAGUCUACACUGAGGUGAACACACACCGGCCCAGAGAAUACUGGGACUAUGAAUCGCAUAUUAUUGAGUGGGGCAAUCAAGAUGAUUUUCAACUGGUCCGCAAGUUAGGCAGAGGAAAGUACAGUGAAGUGUUUGAAGCAAUCAACAUCACCAACAAUGAGAAAGUAGUGGUGAAGAUACUAAAGCCUGUGAAGAAGAAGAAGAUAAAGCGUGAAAUAACGAUUCUUGAGAACCUUCGAGGAGGUCCAAAUAUCAUCUCUCUCCUCGACAUCGUCAAAGACCCUGUGUCCAGAACACCCGCCUUAGUUUUUGAACAUGUCAACAACACAGACUUUAAGCAACUGUAUCAGACACUGACAGACUAUGACAUUCGCUUCUACAUGUUUGAGAUUCUGAAGGCGUUGGAUUUCUGUCACAGUAUGGGCAUUAUGCACAGAGAUGUCAAACCACACAACAUCAUGAUUGAUCAUGAGCACAGAAAGUUGCGUCUUAUUGACUGGGGACUGGCUGAAUUCUAUCACCCAGGACAGGAGUACAACAUCAGAGUCGCCUCUCGCUACUUCAAAGGCCCAGAACUACUGAUCGAUUACCAGAUGUAUGACUACAGUCUUGAUAUGUGGAGUCUUGGCUGUAUGCUGGCCAGUAUGAUCUUUAGAAAGGAGCCGUUUUUCCAUGGACAUGAUAACUAUGACCAGCUGGUGAGAAUUGCCAAAGUCCUUGGAACAGAAGAUCUGUAUGAUUGCAUUGAUAAAUACAACAUUGAGCUGGAGCCUCGAUUUAAUGACAUUCUGGGAAGACAUUCCCGUAAGCGAUGGGAGCGCUUCGUUCACAGUGAAAACCAACACUUGGUCAGUCCUGAAGCUCUUGACUUUCUGGACAAGUUGUUGCGUUACGACCAUCAGACCAGACUGACUGCGAGAGAGGCCAUGGAUCACGCUUACUUCUUCCCUGUUGUGAAAGACCAGUCCCGCAUGGCAGGAUCCACGAAUGUGCCGACAGCGAACACCGUAGUGAGCAGCACCGCCACGAUGAUAACAGGAAUCGCUGCUCUUCCGGCCUCCACAGCUCUCGGGCCCCUGACCGGCUCUCCCGUCCUCAUGGCCCCCAGCAGCCUCAACACUUCAGUGCCUGCAGCCACAGGAGCCGCUCAGUGACGUCCACACACACACACACACACACACUGACUGAUCCUGGGACUGUUAGAUAGAGCUCUUCAUCACCCCCCACUCACAGUAGCAUGAGUUCACCUGAAACUGAAUGCACUUCAUCAUGAGACGUUCACCUUAUAGGGAUAGUUCAGCCAAAAAUGUAAAUAUGCCCAUGAUUUACUCAACCUCAAGUCAUCCUAGGUGUAUAUGACA
Pimephales promelas (fathead minnow) is the source of this 1629-nucleotide messenger RNA. It is a transcript of the gene csnk2a4, whose product is annotated as casein kinase 2, alpha 4 polypeptide. Lineage: Eukaryota; Metazoa; Chordata; Actinopteri; Cypriniformes; Leuciscidae. The record is from RefSeq and is a predicted model, not a curated record. Gene Ontology annotation, molecular function: protein serine/threonine kinase activity; ATP binding. Gene Ontology annotation, cellular component: cytosol; nucleus; protein kinase CK2 complex. Gene Ontology annotation, biological process: peptidyl-threonine phosphorylation; regulation of cell cycle; peptidyl-serine phosphorylation.